CGCGGUACCCGGCGGGCCGCUGACCCGGAAGCGCUCUGCCGGCCCGGCGCGGCCGGUGGCGGCGGGGGAGGUGGAAGAUGGCCGAGUCGCCGGAGGAGGUGGCGGUGCUGGUGCAGCGUGUGGUGAAGGAUAUUCGCAACGCCUUCCAGCGGAACCCCCACAUAGAUGAAAUUGGAUUAAUACCCUGCCCUGAAGCCAGAUAUAACCGGAGCCCUAUCAUCCUGGUAGAAAACAAGCUUGGUGUGGAGAGCUGGUGUGUCAAGUUCCUUUUGCCAUAUGUCCACAAUAAACUUCUCCUCUACAGACAAAGAAAACAAUGGCUGAACAAAGAUGAACUGAUAGAUAUCACAUGUACCCUGCUGCUACUGAACCCUGACUUCACCACUGCUUGGAAUGUGAGGAAAGAAUUAAUACUGUCUGGCACUUUAAAUCCGCUUAAAGAUUUGCAUCUUGGAAAACUGGCACUAACAAAGUUUCCAAAGAGUCCAGAAACAUGGAUUCAUAGACGAUGGGUGCUGCAACAACUAAUACAGGAAAACUCAUUGCCCAGUCUUGUGACUAAAGGAAACUUGGGAGCAGCACCUGUGGAGAGAAUUCACCAGCUAUUGCAGGAGGAAAUGAAUGUCUGCUCUGAAGCUGCUGGGAGAUAUCCAAGCAACUACAAUGCCUGGUCCCAUCGCAUCUGGGUUUUACAGCAUUUGGGAAAGCUGACUGCCAAGGUUCUCCUUGAUGAACUUUCAUCCACUAAAUACUGGGUGUCCAUGCAUGUCUCAGACCACAGUGGAUUUCAUUACCGCCAGUUCUUACUCAAGUCCUUGAUAGGCAGAACUAUGACUGACAAUAAUGUAUUGGUACAAAAUCAAAUGGUAAAUGAGCAAAACCCUACUCAUCCAAAGGAGGAGAGUGCAGGAGCAGAAGCUGGCUGCAUGGAGAAGCAAAGUGUGGAUCUCCCCCGCCAUUUAGAGGAAGAGUUGGAGCUCUGCACUGAACUGAUUGAUACUUACCCAGGGCAUGAAACCUUGUGGUGUCAUAGAAGGCGUGUGUUCUACCUUCAGCACCACCUAAGCAACAGACUUCCUCUUCUGAGUGUGGUAAUACCAUCUGUGGACAGCAGUGAUGAAAUUCAGAAUAAUUCCCACUGCAGUCCUGCAACAAGUCACAUGGCACAAGCUAUGGAUGUCGAUGGUUUGAAUGAAUCCAGCAGCAAACAAGGUUAUACCCAAGAAACAAAACGCCUGAAGCGUGCUCCCAUGCAGGACUCUCUUGGUCUAGAAAUGGAAUUCCAGUUCAUUGAUAAAGUAUUAUCAACUUGCAGGGAUGCUGACCAAGCAAGAUUUGCUACUGCUUAUAGGAAAUGGUUAGUUACUUUUUUAAGUCAGUGAAGGAAGCAGUUAAAGCCUUCAGGAUUUUUCUUUCAGUGCAAUAUUCUAUUUUCGGACACAAAUGCAUGUCUUGGUUGCAAGUGUUAGCUAACCUGUGUUUCUCACUCUUCUAUUGGUCAGUUCUAAAGUUCAUAUUUAGGGUAGAAUUCUGUCACUUUAUUUAUGAAAGAACUGGUGUAUCUUUGUAUUACUCAAAUGCAGCUUGUUCUUUAAUCUUUUUAAGAAAUCACUGCGUCAGUUUUCUACCAUGCCAUUUUCUUGUUUCUCAACUUCUGCAUUAAGGUGGGCUUUGAAUCAUCAAAAGAAAAAAA
Calypte anna (Anna's hummingbird) is the source of this 1693-nucleotide messenger RNA. RefSeq names its product protein prenyltransferase alpha subunit repeat containing 1 (gene PTAR1). The coding region runs from base 78 to 1382 and encodes 434 amino acids. Lineage: Eukaryota; Metazoa; Chordata; Aves; Apodiformes; Trochilidae. The transcript is spliced from 7 exons. Gene Ontology annotation, cellular component: cytoplasm. The record is from RefSeq and is a predicted model, not a curated record. Gene Ontology annotation, biological process: protein prenylation. Gene Ontology annotation, molecular function: protein prenyltransferase activity.